AUGGCAACAACCACAACUGCUAUAUCAGAGCCUCCAUGGUUAUUCGACAGAUGUUCAACCUUCAACAAAUUGAUCCGAGUGCACGGAUAUAUUCUACGCUUUCUUAACAAUUGUUGCUCUAGCAAACCUAAACACAAGGAGGGUUUGUCUAGCAAAGAAAUCGGCGAAGCUACACAGUCGUUGGUUAAAAUAAUUCAGUUAUCUGCGUUUCCGAGCAAGCUCAAAUGCUUACGGAAUAAUCAACAGUUACCGAGAAAUAGCAAACUUUCAUCUCUUAUUCCCUUUCUCGAUGAGCAAGGAAUUUUACGUGUAGGUGGCAGACUUCAGUAUGCCAGUUUGCCAUACUCAAGCGAAACAUCAAAUGGCACUACCUUCAAAGCAUUCGUUCACACGAUUAUUGAUAGAACACGCGCAUACCAGAUAACUUUAUGCAGGAUCACAGACCACAUUAGCAUCUCUACGUCAAAGAUUUUGGCCACUGAACGGAAGAAAUGUGGUCUGUCAUAUUAUAAGAAAGUGUAUCAAGUGUUUUCGCGCAAAUCCUUCGGUUAUUCAGCCAAUUAUGGGCAAUCUGCCGAAGCAAAGAGUUCAAGUUUCAUGAGCUUUUCUAAUGUGGGAGUGGAUUUUUGUGGUCCCUUUCAGCUUCGUGAAUCUAAACGACGAAAUGCGAAAACUGUAAAAUCCUACGCAGCUAUCUUCGUGUGUCUGGCAACCAAGGCAGUUGAGAUAACUUUCAACUUAUCUUCAGAAG
Molecule: messenger RNA, 751 nt
Organism: Wasmannia auropunctata (little fire ant)
Lineage: Eukaryota; Metazoa; Arthropoda; Insecta; Hymenoptera; Formicidae
Exons: 1
Source: RefSeq, a predicted model, not a curated record